Messenger RNA from Microplitis demolitor, 471 nucleotides. Its product is annotated as CCHC-type zinc finger nucleic acid binding protein-like. Gene Ontology annotation, molecular function: nucleic acid binding; zinc ion binding. The record is from RefSeq and is a predicted model, not a curated record. Bases 1 to 471 code for a protein of 156 amino acids. The transcript has a single exon. Lineage: Eukaryota; Metazoa; Arthropoda; Insecta; Hymenoptera; Braconidae.
AUGGAGGUGACAGAAUCAGGCGAGGCCAUAUCGUCUACCAAUACCGCACGAACUACAUCGACCUCGGGUCGAGAUAAGCGACCCCGAGCGUCAUCGGGAGAAGGGCGGAAAGAGGAUGCCAUAGGGAAACGCCCGCGUCCAAGUUCAUCGCACGGAAGGGACGAUAAGAGGCGUAAGAUGCUUCUUCCACCCCACUUGCGUCCAGUAUGCUGGAACUGUAAGGAGAAAGGGCAUCAGUAUGCUGAGUGCCCCAAACCCCAUGGCGAGUUCUGCUACGGUUGUGGACGGGUGAAGAAGACACUGGCCGACUGCCCGGAGUGUCGUACACGGUGGACUCGACGAGGCCCCUACGGGUGGGACGCUGCGUGCCGGAGGACGAGUGAAAGCGGCCACAGUGGAGUCGGGGGAAGGCUGACUAGAGAGUGCCGUGAAGGCAAGUGUAAGAAUAAAACUCUUAUAUCCUUGAUAUAG